Plasmodium inui San Antonio 1 is the source of this 2157-nucleotide messenger RNA. RefSeq lists its product as hypothetical. The transcript has a single exon. Bases 1 to 2157 code for a protein of 718 amino acids. NCBI's taxonomy places the organism in Eukaryota, Apicomplexa, Aconoidasida, Haemosporida, Plasmodiidae. The record is from RefSeq and is a predicted model, not a curated record.
AUGAAACGGCGCGCCUUCCUAAGGGCCGUGCACCGCAUGGAGAGGCGAUUUUUCUUCAACAGCGUCCCCAAGGAGAAACUAAACAAAAUUGUGAGCGAUUAUUUUUACGUGGAGAAAAAAAUACACAAAGUGAUUGACCCGCGGGGGGGGGAGGCACCUGGAGAAGCGAAUGGGAAAGCGGCUCCACUGAAUAGUCAGGAGAACAAACCGAACGAAAUCGAAGGUCUGGACUACAUAAAGUCGAGACAAACACAAGCAGAGCAAUUAACGAUGCCAUUUAGUGAUGACUUCUUCAACUACAUAAAUAGCAGCAAAUGUUUUAUCCACCUGUGCGCCUUCUACAUUCAUAAUGAUGAAAAAAAAAAAUUCCUCCAGUUAAUAAAAAAAGCUAUAAAGUACUCCUUUGGCUAUGAGGAUCUCUUUAUCCUUUUUUACCUAAUGUGUCGAGUCAAUUACAGAGACAGUUACGUCCUUCGGAAGGUCUUAAGCGUCCUUGAAAUGUACUACUUCAAAAUUGAGAAUGACUUUUCCUAUGAUCUGUCGAAGGUACUCUUCGCCCCGCACACCAAUUUACACUCCGCCAUAAAUCACCUUCCUCUGAUUUAUAAAGUCAAGUUGGUUAAUAUGGACAGGGGUUCCCCCGAUGGAAACCUCUCCAUGGCGGAUAAUGCCACAGGAAGUGAUACAACCCAACAGGGCGAUAAGGAGAAAAAAAGCUCCUCCGUUAAGGAAGAUCCUCAGGGGAAGCAGCCCAUGGUACAACAUAUAAAUGAUGCAGAGGCAGAGAACGUCCUCGAAAAUUUGCAAGAUGUGGACAUGGAGCAAUACGAAAAGGAGGUCUCCAAAGAUAGCGUACCGUUUAUUAACAUAAACGUGAAGAGGGAGAAGCGGAAAAUAAAAGUCAGGGAGGGGAAGCAUCAGGGACUCAAAUUAAAAGGCACGCUGUUAACUCAGAUAAAAAACGAGGUGGGCAAAAUGCUGGGAGAAUGCGUCAACGUGGUGGAAGCAGACGAAGCCAUCGGAACAACCGAAGCGAUCGAAGAAACCAAAUCAUUCGUCGCCAAGGGAACGGAGGACGAGCGAAACAUGUUCCAAAUGAAGGAAGUACUAACCAUUUUUAUCCAUGACAAAGAGCUGGGGCGCAAAAAUUCCUAUGUGCAGGACUUGAUUGGCGACGUCGUGAAGUACUUCAUCGCCCAAGAGAGGACCCCCCUUCUCCGCAGGAACAUGCUAACUCUGCUCGCUUUCAUGGACGCACAGAACUACUACACGGAUAAGAAGUUAAACCGAGCAGUUGAGCGCGCCCUGGGGGGGUGCAUCGCAAGUAUGAACGAGUGGUCUGAGCAGGGCAUAUACGACUUUAUAAAUUGUGUGACGAAGGAGGAGGGGCCAGGCAGAGGCCUCUUCCAUAGUGGGGUGCACCUUCCUCCCCACGACGCGCUUGCCUUUCUAUACGACCAGCAGUACACAUACAACUUUUCCCUGUACGAGGAAGACGCACCAUAUCGAAAUAAGUACCACCACGCAACAAACAAAUUGCUGAAGAACUUUUUCUUCCUCCUCAGCUACAUGCUAAGAAUGCCAUUUCUGAAAUUUCACAUUUUGAAGUCCUAUUUAAAUUCGUUUAACUUCUUUUUGGACAUAUUUAUCAAAAACGAAAACGUGUGUAGCUCCCUCGACAUUGCAGAGAUUUCUUUCCUUUGCGAAAGUUUCCUUCGACGCAAAAUUGUAGACUUAAGCAUAACCCACAAAAUUCUGCAUCUCGUGCGGCAGGCGGUUGGAAAAUGUGUGAAGUUCGACCUCGCUCGACAAAAUGACGCACACAUGAUGGAGGAUGCUCAUGUUGGGGGGAUAGCUACCUGCCCGAUUUACCUCAAUGACAUUCUGUCCAUUCUGCACUUCCUCCACUUUUACAACCUCACAACGGAGCAGCUGCACUCACAACUGCUCGUAAUCUGCCUGGGCAAUUUUCUCUACCUAAAUGACACGCAGAAAUUCAUACUCUUUAACUGCGUAGAGGCCCUGCGAAGGAGGGUCCCUAAUCAGAUCCGGACCCACGUACUGAACUACUUUAUGUAUGAAAAGAAUUUGGACAUAUUUUUGGCUCGCAAUAAAAAUGUCCAGAGGGAGUCAUUAGGCUUGCUGUUCGUUAAUUAG